AUGGGGACUUUAGCAAAUUUGCUCACUGGACAGCAAGAGUUGUUACUUGAUUUGGAAAAAAUGGAUAUAGAACUUGUGUUACAUGGUCAAGACGCAGUAUUAACAGCAAUGUCAGUACAAUCAGCUCUUAUUGAAGAAAUCAAGCAAUGGCAACUGGAAGAUGAGUUUAUGAAGAAAAUUUGUGUCGAGAUAGAAACAAAGCCAAGGCCCGGGUUCAUUCUUGAAAAUUCAGUGUUGAAGUUUAAAGACAGAUUAUGUGUCGCAAAUGUUUUAGAAAUCAAGAGAAGCAUUAUAGAAGAAGCACAUAUGUCUCGAUUUUCCUUACAUCCCGAUUACCAUGAACUUAUGUUGGAUGACAACUUGAUCUAUGAGGAGAAACCAAUUCAAAUUCUGGAUCGUCAAGUGAAACAACUGCGAAACAAAACAAUUCCGAUGCUAAAAGUCAAAUGGGAAGAACUGUGA
Molecule: messenger RNA, 462 nt
Organism: Camellia sinensis
Lineage: Eukaryota; Viridiplantae; Streptophyta; Magnoliopsida; Ericales; Theaceae
Source: RefSeq, a predicted model, not a curated record